AUGUGGAAGGACUACAAGAACCUCGUGAAGGAAUUUGGCUCAACGUCGUCUGAAUACGCCUUUUUACGACUGCGGGAUCGCAAAGAAUGCAAAUUCUGGAUCGUAAGUGCCCACACACUUGCCGAGACCGCUGAAGAGAACAACAAAAAUGUUUUCUAUGAUGACCUGAAUGCGUCUAGGUCUGAAAUACCCAACCAGCACGUGGUGAUGGUCAGAAUCGACGCAAAUGCGAAGAUGGGACUUGGACAACAAUCCGUUGUGCUAGGAAAAAGGUAUUAUCCAACGGAGUGCACGUCUGAUAACGAUAACCGUCUCACCGACUUAUGUGAACAGAUGCGCAUCAUCAUCACUUCCACGUUUAAGAGGAUCGUUGCCAUUGUCUUAUGUGGCAAGGGUCAACAUUUUUAA
Molecule: messenger RNA, 408 nt
Organism: Necator americanus (New World hookworm)
Lineage: Eukaryota; Metazoa; Nematoda; Chromadorea; Rhabditida; Ancylostomatidae
Exons: 1
Coding region: 1-408 (135 amino acids)
Source: RefSeq, a predicted model, not a curated record